CUGGAAUCGGACGCCCUCCUCGAUGUCGUCCGGCUGAUGCCGGCUGCUGCAGCGGCGCGCCUUGCCAAGGCGAGCACCGCCACGCAUGCUCGGAUCCUCGAGCCACAGGUUGCACGCUGGUGCGCCGCUAGCCGCCGGGCGCUGCUCGAGGCGCGGAACGUGCGCGGCGACCUGUCCCUCGCGCCGACCGACUGCGCGUGGAGCCUCGAGCGGCUCCACUUGUGCGAGUACCCGCCGCGCUUCCCGCGGAUCUACUUCCAGUUUGCGUCGGACGAGCUGGAGAGCGGCUCUCUCGCGGCGGUCGCGCGGGUGGCGGUGCUGCUAAAGCGCCACCCCACGCUGCGGCUCCGCAUCCACGGCUUUGCGCAGCCCGCGGCUCCCGAUGCGAUCGGCGAGGCGCUCGCUCAGGCACGUGCGACGCGUGUGCGCCGCGCCCUGCUCACGCUUCUGCGGGACUGUCCCGCCUUUGCGGCCGAGGCGAGCAUCGAGGACGGCGUCCGCCGCGACGCGCGCGUGAGCCCUUGGAGCUUGACGCUCAGUGACUUGCAUCGGCACACGCGGCUGGUCGGGGACAAGGUGCAGGCGGUUGGCCGCUGGGGGUGCUGGCCUGCAAACCACAACUUUGAGGCGGGCGAGGGCGAGGAGGAGGGGGCCGGCGAGGAGGAGACGGUCGGUGCUGUCGGAGGCGGGGUCGAGGACGGCCAGGGCGAGGAGGGGGGCGGCUCUCCGAGUGGGGAUGAGGAGGAGGAGGAGGAGUGGGAGGAGGAGGAGUUCAUCGAGGAGGAGGAGGAGGAGGACGACGAGGAGGACGAGGAGGACGAGGAGGGCGGCGCGGCAGCCGGCACGGCAGUUGCCCUCUCUGGCACAGUUGGCGACCUGCUGCAGGCACGACUGAUCCUAACCCUAACCCCAACCCACAAAACCCCUACCCUUAGGCGCAGUCAGCGAAUUGCUGCAGAGCAUGAACGAGGAGAGCGACGGCGACAGCGACUCGGACAGCGAGGCGUCGCACCGCUCCAUCGACUACAUGCGGAUGGCCGAGUUCACGCUGCUCGGCCUCGCGCAGGUCUGAGGGGGCGAAUGAGAAGCGGCUGGUGCCUCCUUGCGUGCAGUCCUGUGGGUGGCGUGGUGCUCCGUCACGUCGUGCGCUGGUGCGGUGUGGAGCCCUUGUGUGUGCACAUUCUCAGGAUGUGUUUGCAGGAUGUGUAUGCCUGAUUUGUGCUACAGGACUC
Molecule: messenger RNA, 1232 nt
Organism: Emiliania huxleyi CCMP1516
Lineage: Eukaryota; Haptophyta; Isochrysidales; Noelaerhabdaceae
Exons: 1
Source: RefSeq, a predicted model, not a curated record